Molecule: messenger RNA, 4951 nt
Organism: Scleropages formosus (Asian bonytongue)
Lineage: Eukaryota; Metazoa; Chordata; Actinopteri; Osteoglossiformes; Osteoglossidae
Gene: retreg3
Product: reticulophagy regulator family member 3
Exons: 9
Coding region: 439-1899 (486 amino acids)
Biological process (GO): reticulophagy
Source: RefSeq, a predicted model, not a curated record
AUGGAUAAUCUCGCGUGAUUUCAAGAAGCCGCGCGAAAGACCUCGCACGGUGCCAGCAGUCAGUUACUGUUCGUAAACAACUGGCUUACGUUAAAGUCCCUCAAUGUGUUCUUGUUAACACCAUCAGUUCGGUCACACUUGUAGUAGUAGCUAGCACCAAUAAUGAGCGAAGGUUUGUGAAACUGUAGCUAUAGGUGCUAUGGAUGCGGCCGCAGGGAAUCGCAGAGAGCCGCGCCGGCCUUCAGUCGACGCCCGACUGCCUGCUGCUGUGUAGCCGAAGCCGGCUAGCCUGAUUCGCUAGCAGCGGGGUGUUAGCAUCGGCCUGUUAGCAUCCCGUGCUGGUGAAAGGGGGUCGGAGACCUGACGCACCCCACACUCUCUCCAUCUUAGAGCUUCGGUGUUACCGUUACUCGUGUCCAGCCACUGUUCCUCGCUGACAUGGCGCUUGCCUGGGACGCGGCGGAGGUCCAGGAGGUGGCCGCGAGCGACAGGGACAAGCGGGUCCGCGUCGUGAAGGCAGCGCUCGUGCGGCGCCUGGGGCCCCACGAGCCGCUCGUGAGCCGCGCGCAGGCCGCGCUGCUGUGGGAGAGACCGGCGCAGAGCGCGCUGCUCUUCACGGUCGUCAACGGCAUCUUCUGGUUCUUUGCUCUUAGCUCCCUGAGCCCCCUGUUUCUGCUGUCUGCUGGCCUGGUGUUGGUCAUCUGCGUCGAUACCUGGAAGAACAGGAUCUGGCCUGAAAUCAGAGCCAGGGGGCCAGAUGAAUCCGAGAGUGAAAGCUGGGGUCUGGUCCAGCCGGGAGUCCUCAGUGUUCCUGAACUGUGCCACUACAUGGCUGUGUUGUGGGUCACGGGCUCGUCCUUUACUACAAGCCUCUUCCACUUUAAACGCCACAACCCAGGCAAGUUUUGUUUUCUAGCCUGCAGCCUGUUCACCUUCUUAGCCAUGCUGGGAUAUUAUAUUCCAGGACUGCUGCUUUCCUACUCUGUCGUCCUGAUGGUGCUACUGGGUCCCCUGGCUGCGUACCACCGGAUGUGGCCACGUCUAUGUGUGAGGCUGGAGCCAGCCCUUCAGCGGCUGGACUUCAGUGUCCGUGGCUACAUGAUGUCCAAGCCCAUAGAAAACCAGUUUUUACGUCGACCUCUCAGGCCAGCUGUGGCGGGUGAUGCCAGCGACAGUGAGGAAGAGCUUGCUGCCUUCUGCCCCACGCUGGACGACGCUGCAGUAGCCAGGGAGCUGGCGAUCACGGACUCGGAGCACUCAGACGCAGAAGUGUCGUACACGGACAACGGGACAUUCAACCUCUCCCGUGGCCAGACCCCUCUCACGGAGGGGUCAGAGGACCUGGACAGGCACAGUGACCCGGAAGAGUCUUUUGCCCAGGAUCUCCCUGACUUCCCCUCCAUCAAUCCGGAUGCCACGCUCUUGGAUGACGACGACGACACCAGCAUCGGGCUGCCCAGCCUGGCCCCAUCCACCAUUUCCGGACUCCGGUCCACAACGCUAGACGUUGAUAUCCACCUGGACUCGGACCAGGAGGAUCUGGACACUGAACUAUCCCUUAGCGGUCUUCCACCUGUUGACUUGACAGGAGAGAUUGCAGGUGCCAUUGCCAGCAACAUGAUCCAAGCAGCCCUGGCAGGGGCUCUACAGCCACGUCCCCCCCCCGGCCCCCGCCGGGAAGCCAGGCCCAGGGCUGGAGGCCCCAGGGGCUUUCGCAAGCAGUCCAGCUCUGAGCUGGAUACCGACUUGGAAAAUGAGGACUUUGAAAUGCUGGAUCAGUCGGAGCUCAGCCAGAUGGACCCCCUCGGAGGGUCCUCUCGCAGCAGUGGGCAAGGGGGCGCGCAGACACGGAGCCAGGGGUCUGGUUUCCUGUCCAACCUGUUGGGAAAACCACAGUAAAGACCCCCUUUUUGUACACAUCUGUAACAAGCCAUGUUUGCCAGGCUAGCUGUGGGCAUGAGUGUGUCUGUGAGUGUGUAGUUAGGCGGGUCCCAGUUGCCAUGGACUGGCUUUGGUGUGCAGUUUCUAUCUAUCACUGUGAAGUAUUUUAUUCAUUCACUUUUAAAGUUUAGUUUUGAGGUAAUUUCCUCCUCUCGAGUCUGAUCGCCACAGACUCCGUUUUGAUAAUUUUUCUUUUGUAGGCUGAGCAAUAGGACAUACGGUUAACGAAGAACUAAACAACUGACCAACCAGCAUAACUGCUAUUUGCCAAUUUGUCCCAAGUCUACUUGGAAGACUAACCAAAUGCAAUGUCUCCUACAUGUGUGUAAACUUCAGCAAAACAAUAAAAUGAAGACUAUGCCUUUGUGGGCAUUUUUCCAUUUAACUCGCUGACAACUGGUCCUUCGCUGGUAUUUAAUGCUAGUGUACUGGAUGUACUUAACCUGCUGGUGUAUUAAUAAAGUAUUACACAAUUGAAGUACUGCUGUGCAAAAUUUUACCUAUUUUACUAAUCUGUGCAUAUUAAUGAAUCACACAGACAAAUUCUUUUUCUGCCAUUUUACAUUUUUCUUGAUUUUAUACAUUGGUUCUUUAAGCAACUGAUAAUGUAGUGAAGUAGCAUUUUUCUCAUUUUCUGUUUUACCUAAUAAGUCCAUUGUUGUCUUGUAAACUUGUACAAAAGAAAUUUUUUCAGAAUGAUUUGGAGGAAAAAGGUGUGUGUCCUUGUUGGUGAGUUAAAUGAAAAAUACCCUUUGCUUUGUUAUUGAAAUAUUGACAUGGGAUGAAAAUCACGGGACCAAACGUGUACAUUCCGGUUUCUGAAGUCAUUUAGAAACUGUGCUUGUUUAAAAGAUCUAAAGUGUGUGUGUCUGUGUGUGAAAGAGAGACAAAGAAAACGCAUGUAUUUUGUUUCCCACUUUAAUGCUUGCUUGUUAUAAAAGUCUUUUGUGGUUCAGCUGUACUGUAAAUUGGCAGACUUGAGAUGCGUCCUCGUGAACGUUGAAUUUGUGAGAUCAGGGUCAUACCACCUGCCAGUGUACAAAUGUAAAUAGUCUUGUUUGCAUGAUCCGUCUUAUUCGGUCAGACUCAGGCCAGCACAAAUGUUCUUAAGUUGAUAUUGAAAUUGUUGUUCCGAGUCUUGACGUAAACAGGGAACUGCUUGGGUUUCAGCAGUGGAAUCAAGGCCUUUAUAAUGUAAACAUCAAGACUCUCCAUGAGCCUCCAAGGCAGCAGGUUGAGGCCUGGGUCGUCGUCAUCUGUGCCGCCAGGCCCUUGUCACUGUGUGUGUCAGCGUGAGCAUGUGAACACGCUACCCUCAUAGGUGUAAGAAUGUGCCUCUCACUGUGCUGUUUUCCCCCUCAAACUGUAACUGUAGCAAAAUGAGUCUUGAUGGGAGAUGAAACUGAAUGAGUGUUGUUCACUGGCAAAGAUGCACUUUCCAUGUAGCCUGUACCACCGUGCCAGGUUGGUUUUUGUGGAAAACUUAACAGUGAAACUAUACUUUUAAGUGUCCGGGUGAAUCUCGGCUCUGAGGCGACGAGCAGAAGUUUCCGGCUGGACCGCAGCUGAAGUGUGUUCCUGUUUCUUUCUCGAGUGUUCAGCUGGACCUCAGGUUAGCAUCUUCCCUCCACUUAAUGCAUCUCAAUUUUACAAAGUAAUUGGAAGUGUAUUGCUGCUGCUGAUCACAUGCAAUAUUCUGCAUUUGCGCCUCACCUUUGCUGUUCCGCACCGUCAACAUUUUGUCAUCGAUUUGCCCUACCGUGCGGUGGUUCCCGAAAGCUCCCGACUGAAUAUCCUCCUGCUUUUGCUGUUUAAUUGUAUGUAAAUGCAGAGUGUUCCCUACUCAUGGCUGUUUUGUGCAAAAACAGAGAUCCACUUACGUACAACCAAAUUGUGGUAAAACGAAAGUUUGAGCUAAUUACGGGUAGCUCAGCAAUCAGAUAUGCUAAAUUUUGCUCUAAUUGAAGUACUAAUAUUAGUCCUUUUGCACAGCUUACAGAUUGGUAGACCUGAUUGACAGGUUCGUAUUAUCUUGGUGUAUUACGUGUUUUUAUGUGUGAAAUGUCCUACUGCAGCACACGCAUGUGUCAUAUUUCUUUUGUGUUUCAUUGCUGUAUUUGAGUUGGCAGAAAGUCCCAGCUUUGAUGCUUAAAACAUUAAGACACAAGGAAUUAAGUGCCGCUGGUGAAUACAGGGACAUUCAGCGAUAAAACGGAAAAACCUCCUCUUUUAAAACAUCUUGAUCUUUUCAACAAAGUAGCAGUGGAAUUUUCUUUCUACGGCAAAACCUGUGUUAAUCUUUUGGAGAAACUGACUUUGGAAAUGUUUUUUUUUUUUUUUUUUUUUUUUUUUUUUUUUUAACGGUACAAGUUUUUUCCACACAGUGUCUUGUGUGGAUCGCAAACACGUACCACAUUACACAGUACCUCUCUGUAAAAAUGGCAACUGAUAGAUAUUGUUUCAUAAUGUCUGUUGUCAUGAAAUAUGUGCUGUUUUUUGUGAUGUGGGUGAACAACUUAGUGGAAAAAAGCUAGUUUUCAUAUAAAUGAGCAGAAGGCCUUACUCUGGACAUAUUUACUACUUCUGUCGAAAAAAGAGUAGGAAGUAGUUUUCGUUCAAUGUGUAACUUAUGUUAAUUAUUUUGAUUUUUUUUCUUGAGGCAUGUUUGAACAGUUCAGAUUUGUACAACUAACCCAUACUGUAAAAAAAAAAAAAAAAAAAUGUUUUACUUUCCUUGGUCCUGAAAAGAACAGAACAGAACACACUGUGAAUAGUCAUGGGAAGCCUGGAUAAUGCCUGACUUUGGUAAAUUGAGGUAAACAAUGUUUAGAAGUGCAGUUUGGCAGCACGCUUUUGUUCCAUUUCACAAAUGAAUAAUGAAGGAGAGUGCAGUGGAAUAUGUUUACACAACACAUGACCACAGAGUGUGUGAACAGUAACUCGGAGCCCUCUCCAUGGGGUGCAAUUCAAAAAAGUACAGCGCAUUUAUUAAAUUGAGUGCAGAAAAUGU